AUGAUUGCUCAAUCCCAAAACCAUCACAAGAAACCCCCCAAACAACCCCUCAAAAGCCCACAAAAACAAUGGUCCAUUGCCGAUUUCGAAAUCGGUAAACCCCUUGGCAAAGGCAAGUUCGGCCGUGUCUACCUCGCCCGUGAAAUCAAGAGCAAGUAUAUAGUGGCGCUGAAGGUGAUUUUUAAGGAGCAAAUAGAGAAGUACAGAUUGCACCACCAGUUGAGAAGGGAAAUGAAGAUCCAGAUCAGUCUCCGUCACCCAAAUGUCUUGAGACUUUUUGGGUGGUUCCAUGACGAGGAACGGAUUUUCUUCAUCUUGGAAUAUGCUCAUGGAGGUGAACUCUACAAAGAGCUACGGAAAUCUGGCCGCCUCUCCGAAAGACAAGCUGCCACUUACAUUGCGAGUCUCACACAGGCCUUGGCAUACUGUCAUGAGAAGGAUGUGAUUCACAGGGAUAUCAAACCAGAGAAUUUGCUACUCGACCAUGAGGGACGACUGAAAAUUGCUGACUUCGGAUGGUCUGUACAAUCAAAAAGCAAGAGACACACUAUGUGCGGAACUUUGGACUAUUUAGCACCGGAAAUGGUGGAGAAUAAGGCUCAUGACUAUGGAGUUGAUAAUUGGACUUUAGGCGUUCUCUGCUAUGAAUUUUUGUAUGGGGCCCCUCCAUUCGAGGCCGAAAGCCAGAAGGACACAUUUAGAAGGAUUAUGAAGGUCGACCUAAACUUCCCUGACACCCCUCAUGUUUCUGCUGAUGCUAAAAAUCUCAUUAGCCAGCUUCUUGUAAAGGACUCGACAAAGAGGCUUUCUCUUCAGAAGAUCACGGAACAUCCUUGGAUAGUUAAGAAUGCUGAUCCCAUGGGAACCUGCUCGAAUUAA
Fraxinus pennsylvanica is the source of this 879-nucleotide messenger RNA. The record is from the annotation of a GenBank genome assembly. NCBI's taxonomy places the organism in Eukaryota, Viridiplantae, Streptophyta, Magnoliopsida, Lamiales, Oleaceae.